Penicillium canariense is the source of this 1290-nucleotide messenger RNA. RefSeq names its product TLC domain-containing protein. The record is from RefSeq and is a predicted model, not a curated record. Lineage: Eukaryota; Fungi; Ascomycota; Eurotiomycetes; Eurotiales; Aspergillaceae. The transcript has 2 exons. Gene Ontology annotation, molecular function: sphingosine N-acyltransferase activity. Gene Ontology annotation, biological process: ceramide biosynthetic process. Bases 1 to 1290 code for a protein of 429 amino acids. Gene Ontology annotation, cellular component: membrane.
AUGGCGGCGCCCGCGCAUUCCGUUCCCGCCAACUCGACCCGCCAGGGGCCUUCAGCCACGGGCUCAGCGCGCCGCCGGGGUAAGGCAGGGCAACACCCCUUCACGUCCAAUCCAACCCCUUCCAACCAGCAUGUGCAGGUGCAGGUGCAGGUGCAGGUGCAGGUGCAGCCAGUUCCCGACGCGAGCAAAAGCAGGCGCGCGCGCAAGAAGCCGCGCUCGCUGCCGCGGCGCCUGAAGCGGCGCGCCAUCAAGCAUACGUGGUCGAUCCCGUUGCUGCUGCUCGUCGCGAUCGCGUCGCUGUACGCCCUCAACCCGACCGAGUCGAACGUCAUCCACCACUUCGUCUUCCUAUCCUACCGACAAGACCCCGAUCCCGCGGCCCCCGGCGCGCCGGCCCAGUAUGGCAAGGGCCUGUGGGAUAUCGCGUUCGUGGCCUUCUACACGGUCGCACUGUCCUUCAUGCGUGAGUUCAUCAUGCAGGAGGUGCUGCGUCCGUGGGCCCGGGUCGCGGGCAUCCGGUCGCGCGGCAAGCAGCUGCGCUUUAUGGAGCAGAUGUACACGGCGAUCUACUUUGGGGUCGCCGGGCCCGCGGGCCUGUAUGUGAUGUCGCGGUCGCCGGUGUGGUACUUUAACACGACGGGCAUGUACGAGCUGUUCCCGCACCGGACGCACGAGGCUGCGUUCAAGACGUAUUAUCUGAUUGAGGCGGCGUAUUGGGCGCAGCAGGCGCUGGUGAUGCUGCUGGGCAUGGAGAAGCCACGCAAGGACUUUAAGGAGCUGGUCGCGCACCAUAUUGUGACGCUGGCGCUGAUCGGGUUGAGCUACCGGUUUCAUUUCACGUAUAUCGGCAUUGCCGUGUACAUCACGCAUGACAUUAGCGACUUCUUCCUUGCGGUCUCCAAGUCGUUGCACUACCUCGAUUCCACGCUGGUCAUGCCCUCGUAUGCCCUUAACGUCGGCACUUGGAUCUAUCUCCGGCAUUAUCUGAACUUGCGCAUCAUCUGGUCGCUUCUGACCGAGUUCCGGACGGUGGGCCCCUACGAGCUCAACUGGGAGACGCAGCAGUACAAGUGCUGGAUCUCGAAUAUCGUCACGUUCGCCCUGCUGGCCAUGCUGCAGGGCCUCAAUCUCUUCUGGCUGUAUUGCCUCCUACGCAUCGCGUGGAAGUUCCUGUCGACCGGCGAGAAGAAGGAUGAUCGGUCGGAGGAAUCGGAGCCUGAAGAUGUGGCUCAGCAUCAGAAUGGUCAUGCUAAUGGGCAUACUCUGGCUAAUGGCAAUGGUGGAAACUAA